This is a messenger RNA of Moneuplotes crassus, 3650 nucleotides long. NCBI's taxonomy places the organism in Eukaryota, Ciliophora, Spirotrichea, Euplotida, Euplotidae. The record is from the annotation of a GenBank genome assembly.
AUGGGGCAAGGUGAAUCAAAGGAGCAAUACGAUAAGUUGAAAGAUAAUGACAACGAAGAUGAACAGCACAAGGAGAAGGAAGAUACUAGUGGUCAAGGCAGACAGAAGCUUAAGUCUACAGUAGACCUGUCGGCACUUGGAGGGCUUGUUGACAAACCUUCUAAGCCAAACCCACCACAGAAGGAUACCAAGAUGAGUAAAGAAGAGGAAGAGAAGGAGAGAAUACGCCAGCUCAGGCUUGAGAGGCUUUCUAAAAGCACACUAGGCAGUCAAGCUUCUAAAGCAGAUGAAAUCCGAAAGAAAAGGACUGAACAAGAACAAAAAAGAAAAUUGGCUGAGGAAAAACUCAAAGAGCAAGAGAAAAAGGAAUUUGAGGCAAAUAAGAAACAGCAAGAAGAAGAUCAAACAAAGAAGGCAGAGCUUGAGCGACAAAGGAAGUUAGAGGAGCAAGCCAAGAAGAAGAGACAAGAGGAACAGCAAAAACAGCAGGAAGUAAAGCAGAAGAAAUCUCCAGAAGCUACAAAGAAAACAUACAUGCAUAAUAUCAUCUGUGAUAGCUUCAAUGUGUGUCUGACUAAAAGAACCAUGGGCAAGGAUUUCAUGCAAGAUCUCUCUAUUAGUAAAACCAUGGAGGGCCAGAGCCUCACCUUUAUUGCAGAUGAUAUGAUCACUGUAAUUUUGUACUGUGUGACUAAGAGAAAGAACCAGAAUAAAUUCAGAAUGCUCUAUAAUGCAUAUUCCUCUGCUAAGAGACAUCUCUUGGCUAAUAAAGUAGAUAUAGAAGAGGUCCUCAAUUAUAUUUGAUCAUAUUUCGCCAUCUUAUAUUCUAACCCUGAAGCAUUGGAGAUAGAGACUACUGAGAAGAAACAGCAAAUUAAGGCUGCAGCUCCUGCUCUGCCAAACAUCCCACCAAAUAUGGGCGAUAAUCCCCAGAUGAUGGCUAUGAUGCAAAUGCUUAUGCAGGCACAAGCCCAAGGAGGUGCUGUUUUUGAAGAAACAUUUACCAAUAUCGAAGACGAGUUUUUCGAUGUUGUUGUGAAUGAUGGCCUCCUGAUUUCUGACAAAGAGUUCAUGGCAAAUGUACUGGAGGAGUGUAAAGAUGAAGCAUUUGACUUGAUUAUCAGAAAGUCCUUCCUCCUUCUUGACAAUCUUAAUGAACUAAAAACUCUGACUAAAGCACUCUCCAUCAUCAAUGUGAUCGGGAGCCAUGAUGAAUUGAUAGAGGAAUUUAUAAACCAUAAAUAUUUCAUACCAGUCGAUGGAAACCUUACAGGCAAGAGACUUCAGAUGGAAACCUUCUUUGGAAGAAUGCUUAGCAUCACUGUUUGGCCCACAGAGAAUCCCAAUAAAAACUUUGAUUUUAAUAUGAGAAUGACUCCUGGGUUAAAGUCAAAGCAGGUAGAUACAAUGAGUGAGAAGUUCUACGCUUUUUAUGAUGGAUUUACUAUGUUUAUGAAGAAAUUAUUAAAAAAUAAAGCAACCAAGAAUAGAGCACUAGAGUGGUUCAGGAUGCUGAUCAACCUCAACACAGAUUACUUCAAAAUGAUGCCACAGUUUGCUUCUUUAUCAUCUAAAUCAGUGUUUUUAAACUCAAUUGCUAUUUUCUUAGAACUGUCUACUCCAUUUGUCUCUAAAAUGGAUAAGUUUCAGACAAUGUUUGAUAAAAUAGACCCUCUAUAUUGUGCUACAGAAAAGCACCUCAAACUCGGAAGUUGAGAUAAGAUAAAUUCUGAGCAAAUUGAGGAAGUAAAGGUCGAUGAUGAUCAUGAGUUCAAUUUCGUCACAGAAUGCUUCUUUAUCACCCACACUUUGAUCAAGAUAGGCUACAAGAAAGUUAUUAAGACGUUCAACCAAGCAGGAGAGCAGCUUCAAUCAGCCUUUGGAACAAUGGAUGCUAAUGCUAUCAGCCCUGCCUUCCAGCAAAUUUGAGGCAUGGAGACUCAUCUGUUUGCUAAGAAGUAUACAUCCAGCCUCUUUCAAUUCCUCGACUUCAGCUGAUUUUAUUUCUGCUUUGUUUCUAGAACUGAACGAGAUGAAGAAGAGAAGGUUGACUUUACAUGGUUUGCGGAGAGAGUCAAAAUAGAAGACAAUGAUCAUCUCCAGAACGAGCUCUGCUACAUUCCAGAAUUUUACUGUGAGAACAUAUCCAAGCUAGGAAUGAUGUAUAGGGUAUUCAGGCCUUCAACAUUCGAGAAAGCAUUAAAUUUUGACGCUCUAAUGUUAUUCUGUCUGUAUGUUAUAAGAACAAAGAAAGUCUCUAACCCCCAUACUAGAGCGGAGACGCUCAAAUUUAUCUGUGAGUUUGCACCUAGAGCUCCUACCUAUGAGUUUAGGAAGGAAGAGCUCAACCUCAAAGGACUUCUGCUACAAAGCAAAUUAUGCAAAAAUUAUCUCCUGGAGAUCAUUACAGAGGCUUAUGGAGAUGUUGAAAAGACUGGGUCCAACUCUCAGUACUACGAGAAGUACCAUUACAGAGCACUUAUAACCCAAGUUCUCAAAUUUAUUUUCAAAGAUAAGCACUACAUGGAACAACUUGUCGAGGUCUGUAUGACUAAGGCAGAUAAAUUUGAAAAGUUCACCCAUUUCUUGAUCAGUGACAUUAAUGAUGGAUUCACUUCAAGUAUUUCCAAGCUGGCUUCCAUCAGAGAGUACGAGGAAGCUAAAAAUAACUGGGAAAGCUACACUGAGGAACAGAAGAAGGAUUUUGAAGAGCAAUUUAAAGAAAACAGUGGUAUUGCCAAGUGGGGAAUGAACAUGGCCAGGUCAGCCCUCGGACUCUGUAUCACCAUUGCUGAACGUGAGGAAUGCAGGAAAGGAUUUAUGUCAGAGGUCAAUCUUAACAGCUUUGUACAAGGACUGAACUAUACUCUUGACUCUUUGAUCAAUGGAGGCAAACCAUCGGAUAUUCGAUACUCCAAAUAACCUUAAUUCUUCCACUCGAUGUAUCUCAAUAAAGAUAAAUAAUCCAAAAGAGUACUUCUUUGAGCCAAAGGUUAUUACUCAAGAGUUAAUUUAUUGCUAUGCCUUCAUGGGAAACUACCAAGAGUUCAUUGACUGAGUUGUCUUAGAUACCAGAAGUUAUAAGGAGAGGAACUUUAAUAAAGCGAUUAGUUUAAUGAACAAAGCUAAAAUCAUGAUCCCAAUGGACAUUGCUGCUAAUUUCCAGAACUUCGUAGAGAAAUGAAAAGCAUCACUAGAGGAAAAUCAAUUGAAAGAAGCUUUCCUAGAUGAUGCCCCAGAUGAAUAUAUGGAUGAACUCUUCUGUGUGCUCAUGGAGAAUCCUGUGAAACUCCCAUCGGGAAAUACUGUUGAACUGUCUCAGCUCAAGAUGCACUUAAUGAACGAUCCAACUGAUCCUUACACAAGAGCCCCACUGAAGCUAGAAGAUGUAGAAGAGAUGCCUGAGCUGAAAGAGAAAAUAUUAAAGUUUAGAGACGAGAAAUUGGCUGAGUUUAGACAAGAGAAGGAAAAGAGACAGAAAAUGCAGGAGGAAGAAGAUGGAGAGAUUGAAGGUUUUGAAUAAGAUCCGCAUUAUUUGGUCGAUUCUAUGCAAGGGUUUGAUGGGAUGUUCUUUGCCUAUCAUUCAGAUACUAUCAGUCACAACUCGGGUAUAAGUUUCUCUAAAACUCUUUCACUUCUGGUUCGUCACC